CACCCGACAACUCGUCAGGGCGGGAGCUGGCAGCUCUUGGCCAUCGCAACUUCUGUCCUGAAACUCAAGCAAUCGAGUGGACAGAUGCUUUUGUUCUCCAACCGUGAAGCUCGAAUCAAUCUUUCCGGCUUCCUGUACCGUGAGGCCUGCAGGUCUGUGGUCCAUCAGCUCCCUGGCCCGGGUGACCGGUUUCCUAUAAUAUGCACUUCGGGCCGCACCACAAAAUUCCCUACCAGACAACCCGACAAUCCGUCCGUCCGAACACACCAGAAAGCCCUUUGGCCUAUUGCUGAUGAAAACAAUGUUAUAAUUAUCUUUAGCUUAAUCAGGCUCCUUUUGGCUAAGGGAAAGUAA
Protopolystoma xenopodis is the source of this 354-nucleotide messenger RNA. The record is from the annotation of a GenBank genome assembly. NCBI's taxonomy places the organism in Eukaryota, Metazoa, Platyhelminthes, Monogenea, Polystomatidea, Polystomatidae.